Messenger RNA from Stomoxys calcitrans (stable fly), 2236 nucleotides. Its product is annotated as venom carboxylesterase-6. The record is from RefSeq and is a predicted model, not a curated record. Lineage: Eukaryota; Metazoa; Arthropoda; Insecta; Diptera; Muscidae. The transcript has 7 exons.
CAUGGCAAAGCCCAGUCUGAGUUCCAAAUUCGUACGCGCAAGAUGUCGUUGGUCUCGUCCGUUACGAAUGAUCGUCGUCGGUCUUUUUGCUUUUGCGCAAUAAAGACGCAUCUCUUGCUUGCCGUGAUUUGUUUGAUUUUACAAAGAGAUGGCACCUCAGAAGCGCGUACCUCACCUCAGCUGAAGGUUCAACUCCCACACGGCGGUAUAUUGGUGGGACGUCAUCUGCUAACGCAUAAAGGACGUCACAUGCGUGCUUUCAUGGGUGUGCCCUAUGCAGAACCUCCUUUGGGAGAGUUGCGUUUUAAGCACCCUGUUCCCUAUAGAGCGUGGAGUGGGGAGAAACAUGUCAUCGAAGAUUCACCCAAGUGCACUCAACGUGAUCCCUUCCGCAGAGAUAUGAUACUCGAAGGCAGCGAGGAUUGUUUGUAUCUGAAUGUUUACACACCCGAGGCACCGGAAAGCAAUGAACCAUUGCCCGUUAUGGUGUGAUUCCAUGGCGGUGGCUGGGAAUGCGGUUCUGGCAUAAGCAGCUUCUAUGGUCCUGACUUUUUGUUGAAUCAUGAUAUUAUUUUAGUUUCUGCCAAUUUCCGUUUAGGCCCCCUGGGUUUUUUGAGUACCGAGACUGUGGAUUGUCCAGGCAACUUUGGCCUAAAAGAUCAACUGGAGGUUUUAAAGUGGAUCAAGGCCAAUAUAGCCUCAUUCGGUGGCAAUCCUAAUAGUGUUACGAUUUUUGGAGAAAGUGCUGGAGGAGCCAGUGUCACCUACCACAUGUUGUCCGAGAAAUCCAAGGGUCUUUUCCAUAGAGGCAUUGUCCAGUCGGGAGCCUACUUUAAUCCUUGGGCCCAACCAGCCCACAAAGGAGUGCCCUCGCAAAGGGCCAGGAAAAUGGCUAAGCUUGUGGGAUGCCCCAGUGAUGGUAACUGGCCUAGAAUGUUGGAGUGCCUAAGAGAGAAGCCAGCAAAUGAUAUUGUGGCCACCAUUUACGAUCUCUUUGAUUGGGACUUUGAUCCCAUGAUACCAUUCCCACCAGUCGUGGAACCCGACCAUCCCGAUGCUUUCCUAACAGUCUUGCCACGCUCCGCUUCUCAACCACAUGGUCUGCAGCUGCCUAUAAUGAUUGGUGUCACCUCUGAGGAAGGUCUGCUGAAAACCGCUUCUCUCUUGAAUAUUCCCGAUGUUUUAAAGGAUUUUAAAGCCAAAUUCCACAAAGUCUUGCCCAUCGUUCUAAACUAUGACCAUUUGGGCAAUGCAGAACAGCAGAAAAUCACUAAAAAGUUGGAGAAAUUCUACCUUAAGAAUGGCCAUAACUAUGACAAGUAUAAUUCCCAAAAUAUAACUGAUCUUAUAUCGGACGGCUGGUUUGUUGCUGGUAUCGACGAAUACAUUCGUUUGCGUAUGAGCAAUUUCAAAAAGAACAGCCAAAAGGUGGGCCCUACUUUUGUCUAUUUGUUCGAGCAUAAAGGCGCUGCAAGCUUUUCGGAACUAUUCAAAGGAGGAAGAGAAAUGUUCUAUGGUGCUUGCCAUGCUGAUGAGUUGCAAUAUCUCUUUCCAAUAGCCAAAGAGCUAUUCGUAAGCGCCUCUCCAACUGUGAAGGAUUUAAAGGUACGAGAUAUCAUGCUAUCGCUGUGGGUUAAUUUUGCCAAGAGCAGCAACCCAACCCCAACUAAUGGUGAAUUGCCAAUAUGGCAACCCUGUGAAACAUAUCCCGUUUCGCCAUAUGCUUCAAUUGGAAGUAAACAUGAGGAGGUGGAUGAACUUUUCAAGUUCGAUAGUGAGUUGUAUCAGGAAAGAGUUGAACUAUGGAAUGAUAUAAAGCCACAUGUUCCCGCCAAGGAAUUUCAGUUAAAGGAUGAACUGUAGCCACAUAAGAAGAUGUAAGAUUUCGACAUGAUUUUCAAUUUGAAUUAUUGAAUAUUUAUUGCAAAUUCGUGAUUACCUUUUGUUUAGAAAUUAAAGACUAUGAUGAAUAUAAUUUUCAAUUAUUUUUUUUUAUUUAUUUAUUACUUUAUUUUUCAUGUUUACUUGUAUUCUUGAUUUGUUUUCUUUUGUUUUGUCGUUUCUUUUCAUUAUUUUCUUCUUUUUUUCAUUUAGCAAUUGUACCUAUUAUCUAUAAAGUUCUGUUGUUCUCUUGGUUUUUGUUUUUUUUUUUUGCAAUUAUACGUUUUACACAUCAUUCGAAUUUACUAUUUUCUUUUUUUUUUUUUCUUUUUUUUUUUUGUUUUUUUUUUUGUUA